Messenger RNA from Dovyalis caffra, 1392 nucleotides. The record is from the annotation of a GenBank genome assembly. Lineage: Eukaryota; Viridiplantae; Streptophyta; Magnoliopsida; Malpighiales; Salicaceae.
AUGGAGAACAAGCACUUCCUCUUAAUCACCUUGCCUUCCCAAGGCCAUAUAAAUCCUAUGCUCCAACUUGGCAAGUGCCUAAUACAUGCAGGUGCUGGGAGAGUCACUUUUGCCACUACAGUACAUGGUCUCUCUCAGAUCAAAGCCUUCCCUUCGCUUGAAAACUUACACUAUGCCUCUUUCUCUGAUGGUUUUGAUGAUGGAAUCAAACCAACCAACGACCCACAUCACAUCAUGUCCGAACUCAAGCGUGUUGGCUCCCAAACCUUAGCCGCGCUCCUCUUGUCCUUAUCCAAGGACGGUAAUCCGGUCAGCUUCCUAAUCUACACCAUUCUCCUCCCUUGGGCGGCUGAUGUUGCACGGUACAUGUCCAUUCCAUCUGCUUUUCUUUGUAUUCAGUCUACUACUGCCUUGGCCCUAUGUUACUGUUUCUUCAAGGAACAUGAUGGUGUUUAUGAUGAUAAUGACAAUAGUCGUCCUAGUUCAAUUGACAUAAUUGGACUGCCACCAUUCACAAGUAAAGAUCUACCUUCCUUCCUUUUGCCUAAUGAUGCAUAUGCAUCAACACUAAUCCCUGUUUUUCAACACCAUAUCCAAACACUAGAAAAAGACUCAAACCCAUGUGUGCUACUCAACACCUUUGACUGCCUAGAAGAAGAAGCAAUCAGAGCCCUCAGUAAUCUGAAUCCAAUCCCAAUUGGACCAUUAGUUUCGUAUGCAUUUUUAGAUGAAAACCACCCCACAGACUCGUCUUGUGGGAUUGACUUGUUUGAAAAAUCUGUAGAUUACAGUCAGUGGUUGAAUUCAAAGCCAAAAGGCCCAGUAGUUUAUGUUUCCUUUGGAAGUCUAGCAGUGUUACAAAGAAAUCAAAUGGAAAAGAUAUUGCUUGGCUUAAUUGGUUCACGCCAGCCGUUCUUAUGGGUAAUCCGACCUUCAGGUAGUAAUGAUAGUGAGUUUGAGGAGAUGGUAAAGAACAAAGUGAGUGAAGAAGUAGGGUUGAUAGUGCCAUGGUGUUCACAAAAGGAGGUGCUCGCUCACAAGUCAAUAGGGUGUUCCAUAACGCACUGUGGAUGGAACUCAACAGUGGAGAGCUUAGCGGCAGGCGUUCCUGUUGUGGGGUUUCCACAGUUCUCUGAUCAGACAACAAAUGCAAAGAUGGUAGAAGAGACGUGGAGAACUGGAGUUAGAGUAAGAGUGAAUGAAGCUGGUAGUUUAGAAGCAGAAGAGAUUGGGAGGUGUUUGGAGAUGGUGAUGGGAGGUGGCGAGAGAGGUGAGGAAAUAAGAAGGAACGCUAGAAAGUGGAAAGGAUUGGCUUUGGAGGCUGUGAUGGAGGAAGGAGGUUCUUCGUAUAACAAUCUCAAGGCCUUCGUGAAAAAGAUCCAAGUGAUAUAG